CUCUCCUAUGCAGACCUCUCUAAUGGGCAGGGGCCAGAGAAAUCAGAUGGGGUCUCCUCGGGAUACCACCGCUGGGCGUUACGUUUUCCAUCCUUUCACUGAAUUUUGAGGCACGGCUCGGGCGCUGAAUCACGUCCGCAUACCAGAGAUCAUCUCUGUAAUAAAUGACAGAACGAUCAAAGCGAGCGAGCAUGUGCAGAGGGCAUUCGUUUCCUUGGGGAGUUAUCCAUCUGAGUGUAUAGAAGACCGGCACCUUUCUUUUUUUUUUCUUUUUUUUGGAAUUCGCCGAUGCAUGGGUGCCUGAAGGAUGUUGGAGGGACCAUCAUGGGCCACGCCUUAUGUAUCUGCUCAAAGGGGACCAUCACCAUCAACAACAAACGUUACCUUUUAAUCCAUAGACUUGGAGAGGGUGGCUUUAGCUAUGUGGACCUAGUAGAGGGGCUUCAUGAUGGGCGCUUCUAUGCCUUGAAACGCAUCAUGUGCCAUGACAAGGAUGAUCGCCAGGAGGCCAUGCAUGAGAUAGAGAUGCACCAGCUCUUUGAGCAUCCCAACAUCCUGCCACUUUGUGCACAUGCAAUGGUGGAGAAGGGAUCCAAACAUGAGGCCUGGCUCCUGUUGCCCUUCCUCAAGAGAGGGACCCUGUGGCAGGAGGUUGAAGCUCUGAGAGAUAAAAGCAUCUUCAUGCCUGAAGAACGGAUCCUUGCCAUUCUACAUGGUAUUUGUCGGGGCUUACAGACCAUUCACAAGAAGGGCUAUGCGCACAGAGACCUGAAGCCUACAAAUGUGCUGCUAGAUGAUGACGACCAACCCUUAUUGAUGGAUCUGGGCUCUAUGAAUCAAGCACGCAUUGUGGUACAAAGUUCUCGGGAAGCCCUCAGGGUGCAGGACUGGGCUGCCCAGCGCUGCACAAUCUCAUACAGAGCACCAGAGUUGUUUACCGUUGAACGUGAAUGUGUUAUUGAUGAACGUACUGACAUCUGGUCCUUAGGCUGUGUUCUAUACUGCAUGAUGUUUGGUGAAGGGCCUUAUGACAUGAUCUUCCAGAAAGGGGACAGUGUGGCCUUGGCUGUACAGAAUGAUCUUACCGUGCCUGAGAACACUAGGUACUCACCUGCCUUGAAGCGUCUCCUCUCCUCUGCAAUGGUGGUGAAUCCCCAGGAGCGCCCAUACAUCACUGACAUUAUUUGCCAGCUAGAAGAUAUACAGCCACCACCAAGUGGACAGGAUACCACCCGUAUCUGAACGUGCAGAGUGGCUACUAAAGAUAGUCAGCAGAGUGGCUGAAGCCCAAACAGGGCCCGAAGAGCUUAAUACAAAGACUUGAGAAGGCUUUGCCAUGUUUCUGAUCUGUGCCUGCCUUCUUCUGGAAUUGCCCCACAGUGGGGCCCUUGACUUGACAAAAAAAACCGGCGCUGCUGCUUGGACUUCCUUUGCAGCCGUCAUUCUCACCUGUGCCCUCGCAUGCACCCCAGGAAUCUUACUGGGCCUCACCUAUUCUGUUGGCUGCUGCCUCAGCUAAGCAGCAUUCUGUUGCAAGGGACCCAAGAUACCUCAGCAAUAAGGAGGUAAGAUUCCCCAGGUUUUUGUACACAAGUACAGCUUCAGCUAAGUAUCAAGGAGCAGGUGCCCUAUUUAUUUUGAUAAAGGCAUAACCUCACUGCCUGUGUGCUGAAUAAAGUUUUCACAAUA
Molecule: messenger RNA, 1689 nt
Organism: Pogona vitticeps (central bearded dragon)
Lineage: Eukaryota; Metazoa; Chordata; Lepidosauria; Squamata; Agamidae
Gene: STK16
Product: serine/threonine kinase 16
Biological process (GO): protein phosphorylation
Cellular component (GO): Golgi apparatus; cytoplasm
Molecular function (GO): ATP binding; protein serine/threonine kinase activity
Source: RefSeq, a predicted model, not a curated record